Messenger RNA from Trichomycterus rosablanca, 2367 nucleotides. RefSeq names its product semaphorin 7A (gene sema7a). Gene Ontology annotation, molecular function: semaphorin receptor binding; chemorepellent activity; integrin binding. The record is from RefSeq and is a predicted model, not a curated record. Lineage: Eukaryota; Metazoa; Chordata; Actinopteri; Siluriformes; Trichomycteridae. Gene Ontology annotation, biological process: negative regulation of axon extension involved in axon guidance; negative chemotaxis; positive regulation of macrophage cytokine production. The transcript is spliced from 14 exons. The coding region runs from base 39 to 1928 and encodes 629 amino acids. Gene Ontology annotation, cellular component: external side of plasma membrane; plasma membrane.
GUACCGCAGCUGCGUGUUCUACCAAGCAGUGCAAUACAAUGAUUGUUUUCUGCCGGUCAUUUGUUUUUGGAUCAUGUUUCUUACCCAUUUUUUGUUCCUGGGAGAUCCCCAGAUUAACGUUAAGACAAGAAAAUGACCAGCUUAUUUAUAGCAAAAAUAUAAGCCAUACAGUCUUCUUUCAUCAAAAUGGAACAGAUCGCCUGUAUGUGGGUGGAACAAACUAUGUACUAGAACUUAAGGAUGGUGUUGUAUUGAACAACUAUACUCUGACAACUAACAGAGGCGAUGCUUGCCAUGAGAGCUCUUGUGAAAAUGUGGUUACAGUUAUUGAAGAGUUCCAGAAUUCCAUUUUGGUUUGUGGAACGAAUGGAGAACAGCCAGCGUGUUGGAAUUUGCCUCACAUAGAAAACAAUCAAUCAAGGACAGUAGGGGAUAGUACAGAUGGCAGUGGCAUCUCUCCUUAUACAUACUCACAGAACUCUUUGUCUCUUGUUGUAGAUGGGGAGCUCUAUGCUGCAGCUCCACUUUACAAGGAUGGGUCUUCACUGCAGUUCCGUAGAAAAGCUGGUAAACAAAUCCAAGUGUGGAUGCAUGAUCCAUGGAUAAUAGAGCCAACCUUCAUCUCAGCCUUUGUAGCAAGAAGAUAUGAUGACCCCACAAAUGAAAAAAUAUAUGUUCUGUUUCGAGAGAAAAACUCGGACAGCAGCCCUGAGGCUGACCCUUGGAUCUCAAGAGUUGCAAGAAUAUGCAAGGUUGAUAAAGGUGGGCCCAAAAAUUAUUUGCAGCAUAUUUGGACUUCUUUUCUGAAGGCACGUCUAGUUUGUUCAAUCCCUGGGGAGCCAUUGUACUUUAACCGCCUACGGGAUGUUUUUGUACUGCAUUCAGAGAAUUGGAGGGACUCUGUUGUCUAUGCUCUGUUUUCAAGCAGCUGGAAUGCCACCGCUGUCUGCAUUUAUUCCUUAUCUGAUCUGGAUGACAUCUUUGAGAAAUCUAACUUUAAGGGCUACAAUGAAAACAUUCCCAAUCCAAGGCCUGGAACUUGUGUGAGUGAUAGUAGAUCUUUGCCAGGCCAAACAAUCCGAGUAAUUAAAGAGCAUCCAGAGAUGACUGACUGGAUUUACCCCAUACAGAAACGUGCUCCUUUCAUCAUCAGCAAUAACAAUUACACAAAAAUCGCAGUGGAUAGAGUCCAGGCUGCAGAUGAUAAAAUGUACAAUGUGGUGCUGCUUGCAACAGAUAAUGGUCUGAUCCUUAAGAUUUUGGAGCAUGAUUUCAAAGCUUUCAUCAUUUCUGAGACAAGUCUUUGCAAAGGCUCAGCUCCCAUUCAGUCUAUGAAACUGGACUCAAAUCAGAGGAAACUGUUCGUUGGAUACCCUGGACAAAUGUCUGUGUUAGACCUGGCAAGAUGUCAAGACUAUAAUGCCUCCUGUCAGGACUGUGUCCUUGCUCGAGAUCCAUACUGUGCUUGGACUGAAAAUGGUUGCACCUCACAAAUUGAAGGUGGGAUUCAAAAUCUUUCCACUGGUGAUCCAAAAAUAUGUGCUCCAAAUCCAGCUCCAAGAAGACUUAAGCGGCAAACACCUUCUGAAUCCCACUUACCAAUAAAACUUACUGUGCCUGAGAGUCUCCCCUUUUACCUUACCUGCCCCAUGGAGUCCCACCACGCCAUCUACAGCUGGAUACACAAUGGAAUAAGCCAACCCUGCCAGAAGUCCCAGUUCGACUGUUUAUAUCUUAUACCUGCUGUUAGCGGACAGGACUAUGGGGUAUUUAGCUGUGUCUCAGUCGAGCGAAACUAUGAAAAAGUGGUUAAGGUAUACAAUCUGCAGGAUUCUCCUAAGCAAAGGUCUCUAAGUAGUGCGCUCAAACUGAGAGCACAGAAAGAAUGUUUUUUGGCUGUAUUUGCUGUUUUUUUCACUGUGCGCUAACCCACCAAUGAAAGCAGUUCACCAGAUCAGGUCUAUGUGGAAUCCUGCUUAUUCUUCCUCUAGCUUUGUCAGUUUUCUAUGGAAAAUCAGCUUGCUUUGACCCUUAAACAUUCUAGUAGGCGGAUUGGCUUCUAACUUUCUGGAGUUACAUAAGUGCAUAAGGGAACUAUGAUGAAGGGUUUUUAAUAUGCUAUGCAAGGACCCUGGGUAGCAGGUAAAGGUGCCUGUGCAGAAGUGGAUCAGCCACAUGUACGAAUCCACUGAAGCACGGGAGAAAAAUAAGAGGUUGUAGGACUGCGCACACAUCGGAAAGGGGCGUGGAGCAGGCAAAAUAUUCCCUCCUUGAACGCAAUCGGGAUCCCCAGCAGCGUAAGAUUAAGAGAAAAAGGGAGAAAAUGUAUAUAUGGAUAUAUAAAUAAAAAACAAAUAAAUAGAAAAA